Prunus armeniaca (apricot) is the source of this 2100-nucleotide messenger RNA. Lineage: Eukaryota; Viridiplantae; Streptophyta; Magnoliopsida; Rosales; Rosaceae. The record is from the annotation of a GenBank genome assembly.
AUGGAUCCGAGGUUGAAGAGGGCUGCUCAAGCAGGUGAUAUAGACGUCAUGUACACUUUAAUUAAGGAGGAUGCUAAACUUUUGGACCUUAAUGGGGUGUCAUUUGUUGAUACUCCUCUACAUGUAGCUGCAUCUGAAGGGCAUAUAUUGUUUGCCAUGGAGAUAAUGAGAUUGAAGCCAUCAUUUGCUAGGAAGUCAAACCAAGAUGGGUUCAGCCCCAUCCACUUGGCUCUGCAAAAUGGGAACACCCAGAUGGUGCUUCGUCUCCUAGACGUUGAUACAGGGCUCAUUCGUGUGUCAGGGAGGGAGGGUAUGACUCCAUUGCACUGUGUAGCCAAAGAAGGAAAUAUUGAACUCUUGCUUGUGUUUCUAUCAGCAUGCCCCAAAUCCUUUGAGGAUGUGACGAUUCGAAAUGAGACUGCUCUGCAUAUUGCAUUGAAGAACGGCAAGGUUGAAGCAUUUGAAUUGCUGGUGAGAUGGCUAACACAUGCUUGCUAUGAAGAGGUUCAUCAACUGGAGAAAAGGAUAUUGAACUGGAAGGAUGAUGAUGGCAACACUUUGCUGCACAUUGCAACAGUUAGAAAUCAACCUGAGGAAGUUCAGCUUUUAUUAAACUCUAAGGUAGACGUAAACGCCAAGAAUUCGGCUGGUUUGACGGCCCUGGACAUCAUACAGCACCAAAGCUUGUUGGAUAGCAUAAGAAUAAGGACUAUGCUAUGUCGUGUUGGAGCUCAGGAAGGGGCUUCACUUCCUAAUGUUGGCUUCACACACUACUUAAGAAAGGAUCAGAGGCUGAUGAAGGCUGCUCAAGAGGGAGAUAUUGAUGGCUUCUAUGCAUUGAUACAGGAGGAUUCGUGUAUUUUAGAGCGCAUCGAUCAGGUUCCAUUUGUUCAUACUCCUUUGCACAUAGCUGCAUCUGCAGGGCAUACCCACUUUGCCCUGGAGAUGAUGAGAUUAAAGCCACAAUUUACAAGGAAGCAAAACAAAGAAGGGUUCUCUGCAUUGCACUUGGCUUUGAAACAUGGGAAAACACAGACAGUGCUUUCUGUCUUGUCUGCCUAUAGAGACCUUGUCCGAGUCAAAGGAAGGGAGGGUAGGACUCUCUUGCACUGUGUAGCUGAAAUCGGAAACUUGGAUCUUCUGGCUGAAUUUCUAGCAGCUUGCCCAGAAUCUAUCAUUGAUCUGACAAAUCAGAAAGAAACUGCACUGCAUAUUGCUGCAAAGAAUGACAAGGCCGGAGCACUCGAAGUCUUGCUGGGAUGGAUUCAGCAUGUUGAUAUGGAUGAGGUCUUGCAGUGGACUGAUGUUGAAGGCAACACUGUAUUGCACAUUGCAACAGCAAGAAAUCAAUUCCAGGUGGUGAGAUUGUUAAUAAAAAGGGUUGACCUAAAUGUCAAGAAUUUGGAGGGUUUAACAGCUCUGGACAUCUCGUUGCAAGGACCAGUUAACAAUACGGAGAUGAUAAAUUUAUUAUGCCGAAAUGGAGCUUUGGGAGCUUCCUCACUUCCUAGAGUAUCUUCUCUUGCAGACUCUUUGAGGAAAGAGAUGUCACUGACCGAAAAAUGGAUACUACAAAAUCACCUCUCAAAAUUUUGCAUGCCAAAUGAAAAGCGCAACGCUCUACUAGUGGUAGCUGUGCUGAUUGCAACAGCCACAUUCCAAGCUGUGCUCAAUCCCCCUGCUGGUAUCCAGAAAGGUUACUCUGAAACUCCUCAUGAUUUUAAAAGGAACUCCGCAGCCACGAACAGUAGCGCUGAAGAAAAUGUAGUAUCAAACUUUGCAUUUCAUUCCGCUGCAGCAUGCGUUUCUUUCUUGGCUUUUAACACCAUGGCCUUUUUGACAUCUAUUUCUGAGAUAUGGUUUCACCUCCCACAAGGCCUUUAUUUCUUGAUAAAACUGGGUUUACCUCUAUUGUUCUGCUAUAUGCUUUCGUUGAGUCUCACAGCACCAGUAUCAAGUGUGACACCAUUUUACGUGGUUUUGUUAUUUUUAUCUCAACUGAAAGCAAUAGUUAGGGUCAUGUUUUUUAAGAGGUCAUUGGAACUAAAGCUCUCCCUGUUGAAACAUUGUCCCAGUUUACAUAGAGAAAUGAAAUCAUGA